Pristis pectinata (smalltooth sawfish) is the source of this 3118-nucleotide messenger RNA. RefSeq names its product potassium channel, subfamily K, member 5a (gene kcnk5a). The transcript is spliced from 5 exons. Gene Ontology annotation, biological process: potassium ion transmembrane transport; stabilization of membrane potential. Gene Ontology annotation, molecular function: potassium ion leak channel activity. NCBI's taxonomy places the organism in Eukaryota, Metazoa, Chordata, Chondrichthyes, Rhinopristiformes, Pristidae. Bases 609 to 2078 code for a protein of 489 amino acids. Gene Ontology annotation, cellular component: membrane. The record is from RefSeq and is a predicted model, not a curated record.
AAAAAAAUCCCCCGGGGUGAUCUUACUGAGCCAGUUGAUGUACAUAUCUGCAAACUACUGUGGCUCCGCCCUCAGAAAUUCCUCACAGCCACUUCAAAUAUGAACUUUCCUACCGGCUCGCCACACUUGAGCCGCUCUUUUAGUUCGACACGUGUCGCAGGGGAGAGAGGGAGGAAAAAUCCGUUCCAAGAACAAUUCAACUUUCUUUUUUUCGCAUAAAGAAAGUACAUAAGUGACUUGAAAUCCUUUAAAAGGUUAAAUUUUUUUGAAAAAGAACCCAGUUGAAUUGUUAAUUUUUAUUCCUUACAAGUGUCGACUUUUGUUUGAUCAGAGUACGGGGUGAAUCUUUAAGAUUUGUUUAAAUUUGUACCUUUUUUGUAAACAAAAUAAACUUUUUGCCUUCUUUUAGAAAGUUUGGUGGUUAGGACGCAGGCGCAAGGCAGUAGCGCCCUAAAUUCGAGCACCAAUUUCGCAGAAAGUUUUUUUUCUUGUACGUGUGAGGUUUUUGUUUUGGUCGGGAUAAAGGUGUUUUUCUUUGGGUGUUAUUUUGCCCCCUUUCCCUCCCCGUUUGGCGGCGGUGUAUAUGUGUGUGAGCUCCAGCAAGAAGGAUGGUAGACAGGGGCCCUUUAUUGACCUCGGUUAUCAUCUUCUAUCUGUCAAUCGGCGCUGCUAUCUUCCAAGUGUUGGAAGAGCCGAAUUGGACCGCAGCCGUUGACCAGUACAAGAUGAAGAAGUCUCAGAUCCUUGAGGAACAUCCUUGUCUCACCCAGGCAGCUCUGGAGAAGAUCUUAGCGACUGUUGAAGAAGCGGCUGGUCAAGGGGUCACCAUCACUGGCAACAAGACCUUCAACAACUGGAAUUGGCCCAACGCGGUUAUUUUUGCUGCCACAGUCAUCACCACCAUCGGGUAUGGAAACAUUUCACCCAAGACUUCACCAGGCCGCCUCUUCUGCAUCUUCUAUGGGCUGUUUGGUGCACCGCUCUGCCUCUCCUGGAUCAGUGCCCUGGGCAAGUUCUUUGGGGGACGGGCGAAGAAGCUGGGUGAAGCCUUAACCAGGAGAGGUGUGAGUCCGCGGAAGGCCCAGAUAACCUGCACAGCCAUUUUCAUUGUGUGGGGUGUCCUGGUACAUCUGGUGAUGCCACCCUUCGUCUUCAAGGUGACUGAGGGCUGGUCGUACAUUGAAGGCUUGUACUAUUCCUUCAUCACGAUCUCCACCAUUGGAUUUGGAGACUUUGUGGCAGGUGUUGACCCAAAUGCAGACUAUCAUGUCCUCUACAGGUACUUUGUGGAGCUGUGGAUAUACCUGGGCCUGGCAUGGCUUUCCCUGUUCUUCAACUGGAAAGUGAGCAUGUUUGUCCAGGCACACAAAGCCAUCAAGAAGAGGCGGAAGCGAAUGAGAGGAUCCUCGGAAAAUAUGCGCCCUGGGCCUCUCAACUCAAAGCUCACAGACUCCAAGAUAACAGACUCGACGGAGGUGAAUAUCUUUCGCUUCCUUUCCAAGAAGCAAGAAAGCUACAACGAUCUCAUCAAGCAGAUUGGCUCAAAGACUUUGAAGAAUAACAACAAUAAACUACUGAGAGUUGAGGUUCCAGUGAAAACGGUGACCAAGGAUGAAGGUAACAGUAAACUGAGUGCAACUGAGUUCAGAAAAAUAGGCCUGAAGAGGUUUCGGUACGAGCCAUCUAACCUGCCUGUCAUCGAAGACACUGAGAUCACAGUUCCCCUAAAUGAAGAGAAAGAUCUCAACACUCAGCCGGAUCGUAUGCCACAAGAGAAUCAGCUGGAUAAAACUGUCCGAGAAGAUUGCUCAGCAUGGGACACACGCACCCAUCCGCCAUUAUUCUUUGAGAAUGCCAAUAUCCGAUUCAUAGACGAACAAAACCUUCUCAGCAACGACGAGAAGGUGGACCUGUCGGUGGACGAGAACCUGAUGGAGGAGGGGGAGUCAGACAUACUUGUGGAAUCGCCAGAUUCUAACCACUUAGACUUCCAUAUCUACAAGCUGGGGGGUCCACUUGACUAUGAGCUGCUGAUGAAUGGUUACAACAAGGUGCACAAUAUUGAAGUGGUGAUAUAACCAAACGCAUCUGGGCUUUGUUCUCCAAACCCCCUCCUCUGUGAUCCUCUUGUCUAUUCAACAAGAUGACCUGGGCAAAAGAGGGUAGAUAACACCACAUUGGUUUAGAAGAGCUGUUAAUGACAUUUGGCUGUACACCAAGAAUACCUCCUGAGGUAGAAGCACAAUCUUUUUAUCAGCCUAAGGGGAGGGGAAUUUAAAAACCCUCUUCCAGUUGGGAGGAUUGGAGAGCAGAAUUUCCAGAACAAACAUAGACUGAGGUAGAAAAUGUUUCCAAGUGUAAAGAUACUCAAAGAACUUUUCUUGAAAAAUACUGUGAGUUUUUUUUCUUCCAAAUGACCAGUUUUGUCUUAAAGUAAAUAUUUGAAGUUUUUUUUGAGCCAGGAACUGUAGAUCCUAACCAAGGCCGUUGCUUUUAGUUCGAAGUGUUUUUGAGGCUUUAUUGAAAUAGAGGCUUUUCUGUGACUUAGAUUUGACAACAACCAAAAAUUAAUGCAGAAGUCCCACACGCAUGUUUUCGACAUGAGAAAUUUGGGGUGGGGGCAGAUAUUGGGUGGGUCUCAACAACUGGAUUUAUUUUGCUAACAAAUUGCUAUUUUCACUGCCUGCAGAACUACUCCAAUGCAAAAUCUGUGUAGUGCAGUUAACACAGAACCUCCUGACCUAAGACAUUGCCUGGGUCACUGGCACACCCCACACCAUGACCCCCAUAUGUUUAAACGUUUGGAUCUCCUACUCGGUGAAUCUUGCAUAGAUUCUGUGUUUUUUUUUGCCUCUAUUUCUGACUUUUCAGCAAUAAUUUGGAGGUAGUUUUUUUUCUCUCAUCUGGCCCCAGGCUAUUUGUAAAGAGUGGAAAAAGCAACCUGAAAAAUUGAAGGGCUCCAAAACAAGCCAAGUGGCUUCCUCCUUGCACAUGUCGAUUGAUGUGAAGAAGCUCUGACCCAAACCUGGUUAUAAGCAGGGCAAAUAUCUGGUGAUGGAGGCUGAAGGAUAGGUCUCCUUCCAUUGCUUAUCCUUCCCACCCCCAAUUCCCCACCCAC